This is a messenger RNA of Anopheles coustani, 2240 nucleotides long. RefSeq names its product cellular tumor antigen p53-like. NCBI's taxonomy places the organism in Eukaryota, Metazoa, Arthropoda, Insecta, Diptera, Culicidae. Gene Ontology annotation, cellular component: nucleus. The record is from RefSeq and is a predicted model, not a curated record. The coding region runs from base 185 to 1474 and encodes 429 amino acids. The transcript has 6 exons. Gene Ontology annotation, molecular function: RNA polymerase II cis-regulatory region sequence-specific DNA binding; DNA-binding transcription factor activity, RNA polymerase II-specific. Gene Ontology annotation, biological process: regulation of transcription by RNA polymerase II; apoptotic process.
AGUGAUCAGUCGCAAUUCCAUGUGCUUCCGUGUCAAGUGAAAAAAGAAAAGAUUUAACUUCCAGAAUUUGAUAAAAAAGUUUCACGCCGAUCAAAAGUGUGGGGUGUUAUACUGUGCCAGCGCUACGUGUAAUGUUUUGUGCUGAUAAAUCAUCAUCUACCAAGUAGUCAAACGUUUAGCAACGAUGAAUAUGAAUAUGUCGCUUUCUGCUGAAACCUUUGGAGAAAUUCCAAAUACGAUGCCUUCGCAAUGCGAUGACUACGGUUCCUUAAGUCGAUUGGAUACCAAGGAACUGCUUCCAUCAAUGUCGUUAAUAGGGACUGAGGUCGAUAACCUAUAUAUCGAUGGUAACCUUGAUGUUCAGGAACUAUAUAAAUAUGGAAAUGAACAAUAUCCCGUCAAAACCGAAAUGACACCGUUGGCAUAUAAGACUUUUGUGGAUCAUGCGUUGAAAAUGCCGGAAUUGGAGGAUCUCCAGAAUCAGAUCUACAAUUUCAAUGUCGAAUUGAAGGGUGAAGGAUCCAAAGCUUGGGCCUUCUCUAACAAGCUGAAAAAGUUGUACGUGAAGAAGAAGCAGGCGUUGACGGUUUCGGUUUCGUACCGUAACACCCUGCCGGACACGUGUCUCAAUCUACGUGUUAUGUUGGUCUGUUCAUCACCUCAGGAUAUUCACAGACCCGUCUGCAGAUGCCAGCACGAUAUAUCGAAAGAUACCGUUCAACUGGAGUAUUUGAAGGACCAUGUUGUGCGGUGUUUGAAUCCAGAAGCGACUUAUAUCGGCCAAACUGGGGGUGUGGCAUUCAAAGAUCGCUUGGCCAUGAUGAUUCAACUCCAGGGUGUCGGCGAUCAGGUCACGCCAGUGUCACUCGAGUUUUGGUGCCAAAACUCCUGCCCGACCAUUGAGCGUCGGGCCACAUCACUAGUGUUCACGCUAGAGAAUGAACACGGCGCCAUUCUGGGACGAAAUUCCAUCAAUGUGAAGAUCUGCAGUUGCCCCAAGCGCGACAUGGAUAAGGAAGAGGGCAAAGGCGUGGUUGGUGGCAAGAGAAAGCAUGAUGCUCACAAUAAUUCCAUCACUACGGAUGAUCAACCUCCAAGGAAGUUGACGCGCCAAUCGAGUCAGUCCUGCAUUCGACCGGCUCGUAGCGUGGCCACCACCAACCAACAUGAUAUUCCAGUGCCAUCUACAUCAGCAAUAACACCAUUCGAUUGCGUCAAGAAGGAAACACCGUACGUGCCAAUAUCGCGCUCUAGUAGCACGAUCUCCAACACCGCCGUCGAGAAUGAUAAUACGGCAAUCCCCGUAAACCUUCGGUUGCCCGACAUCGCUACCGCCGUGGAGGUGGUAGAAUAUGCCUUCAAGCAUAUUUCCGCCGACAUGGUGCGCUGUGCCAACGAGGAGAAGCGUAAUCGUCUCGCCACAUUCCUCGCUCACUGCCGUCGCAUGAAGAGUAAGUACUCCCAGUUUCUGUAGGUACUUAUGAUCCAUUUUUCGUUCAUACCUUCCGAUCGUCGUUCGCUGACGAUCGAAUCUUACUUUUUAACCUUGACAUACAAACGAAUCCUGUUUUAUUAUCAUUUACUUCCUACUUUUGUCGUACCUUACCUUACCUCCUAUAUCUGACUCUGUCGAGAAUUUUACUAAUUGGUUCCCAUACCUAUGAUAUAUGGGAGUUUCAUGUCCCGUAGCAAUAGUAGGAGAAGGUUGCCUUUGGAGAAGAAGGCCGCACUCGCACAAACAUGCCAUUCGAGACUGGGGGUUGGACUAGUCUUGGUAGAGACUAUACCGCUUAAUAGAAGUACAAAAUAAUUGAAAGAUUUAAAAAAAACAUGAAAAAAAUCUAUACAAAAAAAUACAAUGUAACGAUGCAAAGGUUUCUCUAAAUGCAAGUCGAAAAAAGGCAAGAGCCAUGGAAAAAAGACUGAAAAGAGCAUGAGAAAAAAAAACACUGCCAAAAAAUUAUGGGCACUUAAAAGAGCCAAAGGGGCCAAACAAGCCAAAAAAAUAUGUGGCAACGAAAAAAAAAAGAAAAACGGCAAAAAAUUAUAGCCAAAAAACAAAUAGCAAAAAAUUCUAGCUAUCAAAAAAAAAAAAAAGAAAAAAAGAAGCAUCGGAGAAACCUACAAAGAUAUAUAAAGCAAUGAUUGCGCAAUGAAAAAAAAGAUGAAAGAUAUGAAAUAAAGCGCCGGUACCGAUAACGGCUGAAGAAGUCGGUACCACCGGAAAUAAACUGUCCAAA